This is a messenger RNA of Emiliania huxleyi CCMP1516, 498 nucleotides long. RefSeq lists its product as hypothetical. NCBI's taxonomy places the organism in Eukaryota, Haptophyta, Isochrysidales, Noelaerhabdaceae. The transcript has 3 exons. Bases 1 to 498 code for a protein of 165 amino acids. The record is from RefSeq and is a predicted model, not a curated record.
AUGCGCAUGCUCUUCCUCGUGCUCGUCGCGCGCUCGGGAGCCGGAGUGGCGGGGUCGGAGCUGCUGCAACGGCGCGAGUGGCCGCGAGGGGUCGUGCUGGGGCUCGCCAGAGAACGAGGCCACGGCGCGGCGCUCGCGGCGGCGCACGGGGCAGCUUUGAGCAGUGCAGCGCCUCAACAUCAGCUUCAAGCAGUGCAGCGCAACGCCAGUGGCCUCUCUGGAGCUGUGCGGCGGCUGGCGGGCCUGUGCGACGGCGCCGAUCCGUGGGCUCGGGACGCGCAGUCGGCUCGCGUGCCGGUUGCCGAUGCCUUUGCUGCGCCGACGGGCGGCCUCGAUGCGGAUCGCCGCGAGUGGCGUGGGAGCCUCCAGUGGCACGGUCGUUGUCUCUCGCCGCUUCUCGCUGCAGCCUUCAUGCCACCUCGCGGUCGUCCCACUCUCGUCGUUCUCUCCCUUGUCAUUUCCUCCUCUGUCGCGUCGUUCUCUUCUGUCUCGCCCUGA